Messenger RNA from Coffea eugenioides, 3163 nucleotides. RefSeq names its product U-box domain-containing protein 44-like. Gene Ontology annotation, biological process: protein ubiquitination. The record is from RefSeq and is a predicted model, not a curated record. Gene Ontology annotation, molecular function: ubiquitin-protein transferase activity; protein binding. Lineage: Eukaryota; Viridiplantae; Streptophyta; Magnoliopsida; Gentianales; Rubiaceae. Bases 401 to 2842 code for a protein of 813 amino acids. The transcript has 4 exons.
GUGUGGGAUAAUAUAUAUAGAGAUAACAAUAAUUGAUCAUCACUACCAAAAAAAAAAAAAAAAGAAAAGAAAUUUGGGUGAUUUGUAGUUUAGUUGUUGGUGGUUUCCUUGAUCAACAGCUGCCAACUUUUUUUUUGUCUCCAAUUUGUGUUUGUGUUCCCAUCUUACCCCUCCCCUGUUUCUUCUGCCCAGUUUCCGUCCUCGAUGGACUUAGACAAACCCUAAUCCCAACUGAAAUAACCGUUCAUGGAAGAAUCCGAAUUGCUGGCUUUCUACUUUGUACUUUACUCGAUCUGAAAAAAAUCACAUUUUUUUUUAUGCCGGGUUGAUUUUGGAAAUUCCCAAGCAACCACUCCCUCAACUGCUUCAACAAUUUUGACACUGUUCUUGUGAUUUUUUGAUGGCCGGAAGCUGGGAUGGAGGUAAUGACCUGGCAAGCCAGUCAGAUGAUAGCUACCAUUUUGACAGACUACAUAUAGAGCCCAUCUAUGAUGCAUUCCUAUGCCCUUUGACAAAACAGGUAAUGCGGGAUCCUGUAACACUGGAGAAUGGGCAAACUUUUGAGAGAGAAGCCAUUGAAAAAUGGUUCAAACAAUGUAAAGAGUCUGGAAGAAGGCUAGUUUGCCCAUUAACUCAAAGAGAGUUACGGAGCACAGAACUGAAUCCAAGUAUAGCCUUGCGGAACACAAUUGAAGAAUGGAAUGCUAGGAAUGAAGCUGUUCAACUUGAUAUGGCUCGGAGAUCAUUGACUUCGGGCAGCUCAGAGCAAGAUAUUUUGCAGGCUUUGAAGUUUAUCCAAUAUAUAUGUCAAAAAAGCCGAUCAAAUAAGCAUGUAAUCCGUAAUGAAGAGAUGAUACCUAUGAUUAUUGAUAUGUUAAAGAGUAGCUUUCGAAGAACUCGGUUGAAAGCUUUGGAAACUCUUCGAAUUGUGGUUGAAGAAGAUUCUGACAAUAAGGAAAUAAUGGCUCAAGGGGACACUGUACGCACAGUUGUGAAGUUAUUGUCUAAUGAACAAUCAAAAGAAAGAGAAGAAGCGGUUCUUCUGCUAUAUGAGCUCUCCAAAUCUGAAGCUUUAUGUGAAAAGAUUGGUUCAGUUAAUGGAGCAAUUCUCAUUUUAGUAGGAAUGGCAAGCAGCACGUCGGAGAACAUUGUGGCUGUUGAGAUGGCGGAUAAAACUCUGGAGAAUCUGGGAAAAUCUGAGAAUAAUGUCAGACAAAUGGCUGAAAAUGGUAGAUUGCAGCCUUUACUGAGACUACUGCUUGAAGGAUCUUCAGAAACCAAACUAUCUAUGGCUGAAUUUCUUGGUGACUUGGUUCUUAACAAUGAUGUGAAAGUCUUGGUGGCUAGAACAGUUGGGUCAUCACUGAUCAACAUCUUGAAGAGUGGUAAUAUCCAAUCAAGAGAGGCUGCCUUGAAAGCUCUAAAUCAAAUGUCAUCACACGAUGCAAGUGCCAGAAUCUUAAUAGAGGCUGGUAUACUUCCCCCCCUGGUCAAGGAUCUCUUCACUGUUGGUGCCCACCAACUGCCCAUGCGACUGAAGGAAGUAUCUGCAACAAUCCUUGCUAAUGUUGUGAGUUCAGGAUAUGACUUUGACUCUGUUCCCGUUGGACCUGAACAACAAACUCUGGUUUCAGAGGACAUCAUUCAUAAUCUCCUCCAUCUUAUAAGCAACACUGGCCCUGCCAUAGAGUGUAAGCUUCUUCAGGUGCUUGUUGGGCUGACUAACUCUCCGAUUACUAUUUCUAGUGUUGUUUCUGCAAUUAAAAGCUCUGGUGCCACAAUAAGUUUGGUACAGUUUAUUGAAGCUCCACAAAAAGAUUUAAGACUGGCUUCCAUAAAACUUCUCCAGAACCUUUCUCCAUAUAUGGGUCCAGAACUAGCUAGUUGCUUACGUGGAACAUCUGGCCAGCUUGGUAGCCUAAUCAAAAUCAUAUCAGAAAAUAUUGGUAUAACUGAGGAACAAGCUGCUGCUGUUGGGCUUUUAGCUGAUCUUCCUGAAAGGGAUAUGGGUCUUACACGGCAGAUGCUAGAUGAAGGUGCAUUCCAGCUGGUUAACUCAAGAAUUCUUAGGAUCCGGCAGAGGGAGACUAGAGGUAGUCGCUUUAUGACUCCUUACCUAGAAGGUCUGGUUAAGGUUUUGUCAAGGGUCACGUUUGCCUUGGCUGAUGAGCUGGAUGCCAUUGCCCUUUGUCGGAACCACAAUCUUGCAGCUGUCUUCAUAGAACUUUUACAGACCAAUGGGCUUGACAAUGUUCAGAUGGUUUCUGCAUUGGCUUUGGAAAACUUAUCUCAAGAAUCAAAAAACUUGACCAAAUUGCCCGAAUUGCCAAGUCCUGGGUUUUGUGUCUCGAUUUUCCCCUGUUUAGGCAAGCCGACUAUCAUAACUGGAUUGUGUACAGUACACAGGGGAACAUGUUCGCUCAAAGAAACCUUUUGUCUCCUGGAAGGACAAGCUGUGGGGAAGCUAGUUGCCCUCCUAGACCACACCAAUGAAAAGGUGGUUGAGGCUUCUCUUGCAGCAUUGUGCACCUUGUUGGAUGAUGGGGUUGACAUUGAACAAGGGGUUCAUGUAUUGUGCGAGGCAGAAGGGAUCAGGCCUAUACUUGAUGUGUUACUGGAGAAACGGACAGAGAACCUGAGGAGGAGGGCUGUUUGGGCAGUUGAGCGAAUUUUGCGCUCUGAUGAUAUAGCCUAUGAAAUUUCUGGUGACCCUAAUGUAAGUACUGCACUUGUGGAUGCUUUCCAGCAUGGUGAUUAUCGGACACGCCAGAUUGCCGAGCGAGCCCUGAAGCACGUGGAUAAGAUUCCGAACUUCUCUGGUGUCUUUCCAAAUGUAGGAUAAAGACACAUGUAGGUUGGCUAAUGAUUGUCAGGGAUUUGGCAUGCAUGUCGUCGUAGAGUUUUUCUUUAAGCAUCAUAGAAUGCAGGUACAUAAUAUCUUUUUCUCUUUCUUAUAUGUAGAGGGUGUUCAAUUUUUCCCUUUUUUUCUUCUUCUUGUGAUUAUCAGACACCCUAUUGAUGUCAUUUUGCAGAUUUUAGUCUUCAAAUGGACAAUAUAUUUGUACUUAUAUAGAAGUUGGAAUGUAAGAUUAUUUUUUGUAUGAUUGUCGUUCAAUAAAGAAUUAUUGUUGAGGGGAAGACCUCCGUUCCUUUUUUGUGUUAA